ACGUCAGUCUGAUGUUGAGCGACUGUUCAGAAGAUAUGGGAAGGUUGAUAGGGUGGAUCUGAAGUCCGGGACAAAGCAAUUCAACAUGGGAUUGAUGCCCUCGUACAAAUGUGGGAGCUUUCUACUUUCUCUGGUUCCUCCGUUGCAUGGCUGCAACAUUGUUCAGACUACACGACACAGCAAUUAAAGUGCCUUCUCUUGUUGAGUCCUAAUGGGGUUUCAGGAUAUAGCUAAUAAAGGGAAAAUUAUCAUGUACAACCAUUGAAAAAACAAUCUUUUUAAAACGAACUCAUUGACCCUUUUUCCUAUCAGUCAGACCACAUGAAGAUGAAAAAUUCCAGUUACAUUUAUUUUCUUAAUUUCUGUCUGUCGAUCAGUGACCUUUUUGUGGUGAAAAAAAUAAAAUUGUUUUGCUCCUAAAACAGCAUUGCAGAUAUGCCCUGUUGUUGUCAAUGGAAGGAUUAAAAUGCUCAUAUAAUUUGUGCUCUCCCUCGUGGCUGUGGAUUUUGAAUAUACCUUGAAAUUUGCAUCUAAUUUCAUCCUUUUCAGCAUGGAUGUUAAGGAACAUACCAUCUGGCAGCCGCUAUGGAGAGGUCUGAGCUAAUAGUUAAAGGGGUCAACAUGUUUUUUGAAAUAAUUAAUCUUUAAAUGGUUGUAUCUGUCAUUUUCCCUUUAAGACAACAACUCUUUUGUUGAAGCAUAAAACCCCCAUACUCAACAAUUUCUUUGACGCAGGAUUACUUGGAAUGCCCAUGCUCUUAUUGGAUGGAUGGGCCCUUCUGCAUUUCUUUUCUAGCAUUUGCCCAGACUUCGCCUUCCUGUGUUUUUCUGGAAGAACCAAUCUGAUCUGCAAUGGCACUACCAUCCUACAUUCCCUGAGACACCAUUGCCUUUUCAUUCCUCAUGACCUUUGCUCAGUCCUCAAUUUCCGACAUGUUUCAACAUAGAAAUCAAUGCUGAUCUCGCAGCCAGUGGCAGGAUUUGCUUUUGUUUAUAUGGAUGAUGAACGGGAUGCAGAGGAUGCAAUUCGAAGACUUGACAGGACAGUAUUUGGCAGAAAGGGGCGUCAACUUCGUGUUGAAUGGACAAAGCAAGAACGAGGGAUUAGAAGGCCUGGUGGUGCAAGAAAAUCUUCAGCUAAUAUGAAACCCUCAAAAACCUUGUUUGUGAUUAAUUUUGAUCCAAUUCAUACUCGGACCAGGGAUCUGGAGAGGCACUUUGACCUAUAUGGGAAAAUAUUGAACAUAAGGAUCAGAAGGAAUUUUGCAUUCAUUCAGUUUGAAUCACAGGAGGAUGCCACCAAAGCAUUGGAUGCAACAAACAUGAGCAAGUUCAUGGAUCGGGUUAUUUCAGUAGAAUAUGCGGCUCGAGAUGAUGAUGAUGAUAGAAGAAAUGGGUAUAGCCCUGAAAGAAGAGGACGUGACAUGUCUCCUGAUAGGAGAAGUCAUGAUCGAGGGCGAUCCCCAAGUCCAUACCAUAGGGAUAGGGCUAGCCCAGACUAUGGGCAUGGAGCAAACGCAAAUUCCAGGUCUGAACAGCGAGGAAGCCCUAACUAUGACAGAGAUGAAAGCCCAGUCAAUGAGAGAUACCACAGCCGAUCACCCCCACCACGUGAAAGAUCCCGAUCUUGAGAAGAAUCAGAAGAAGGGCUCCAGGGUGACUGAUUAGUGGGACAUUUCUGUCCUUAAAACUUUGUUACGGCCUCUGAUUUUCAGGGCCUGGUUGUUCAACUCAUAUACGUGUCCUAAUGACGAUCAUUAAGAUUUUGAACUGUGACACGCUUCUGAACUUGUAGGUGUGAUGUUUCUUGUUUUAGUUCUGGUUCCUUGAACUUUCAUUCUCCAUGUUUUGAAUCCUUGAGGGUUUGAGAUUUCAUUAUUUUAAAGUUUAAGAACAAUCGUCUUAGGAGGCUCAGUGGCUGAAUUGAAAUUUUCUUCUACAA
Messenger RNA from Vitis riparia (riverbank grape), 1942 nucleotides. RefSeq names its product serine/arginine-rich splicing factor RS41-like. The record is from RefSeq and is a predicted model, not a curated record. Gene Ontology annotation, molecular function: RNA binding. The coding region runs from base 954 to 1631 and encodes 225 amino acids. The transcript is spliced from 6 exons. Lineage: Eukaryota; Viridiplantae; Streptophyta; Magnoliopsida; Vitales; Vitaceae. Gene Ontology annotation, biological process: mRNA splicing, via spliceosome. Gene Ontology annotation, cellular component: nuclear speck.